This is a messenger RNA of Alosa alosa (allis shad), 2978 nucleotides long. It is a transcript of the gene gjd1a, whose product is annotated as gap junction protein delta 1a. Lineage: Eukaryota; Metazoa; Chordata; Actinopteri; Clupeiformes; Clupeidae. Gene Ontology annotation, biological process: cell communication. Bases 1744 to 2646 code for a protein of 300 amino acids. The transcript is spliced from 2 exons. The record is from RefSeq and is a predicted model, not a curated record. Gene Ontology annotation, cellular component: connexin complex.
AGAGGAGAGGAAAGAGAGAGGAGAGGGGAGCAGCGUGUGGAUAGCCAGGCAUCUCAUCUCUUCUCAUCUGCGGGGGCUGCUGCAGACGUGGCCACAGGCAAUAAGGCGAUGCUCCAGCUGUAACCAGCACCCAGGUCUGCUGCGCUAACUAACCCUUACGCUAGCUCUGCCUCUGCUCUCGCACGUGUGUGUGUGUGUCUGUUUGUGUGUGUGUGUGUGUGUGUGUGUGUGUGAGGAGGAGCUCGCUGAGGUGUCGAUGUGGGGACGUGGAGUAUGACAUUGACUGCCAGAGCUCUUUUUUUCCCUCAGGGCUUGCCCGUCAGUGUGUGUGUGUGUGUGUGUGUGUCAAAUUGCCACUGAGUGCAACCCUUAGAUGGAGAGGAAGAGACAGCAGUGAGGCUGCGUGUGUGUGUGUGUGUGAGAGUGAGUAGCGUGAGAGUGUGAGAGAGCGAGGGUGUGUGAGCUGUGUGAUCUCUGUGUGUGAGCUGUGUGUGUGUGUGUGUGUGUGGAGGUGAGAAGAGGAGGGGUCAGCCGCAUGCAGAGUUCUAUGUGUGUGUGUGUGUGUGAAGGUGUGUGUGCCGGAGGUAGGGCUAGGGAAGGUAGAGACUGAGCACAAUGCAAGGACAUCACAUCAAUGAGAGGCAGAGCUGCUGAGGAGACGGAGAGAGGAGAAGAAGCCUGGAGUCUGGGCGGAGGUCAGUGAACGAGAUAGAGAGAGAGAGAAGGAGAGAGGGAAGAAGAAGGGAGAGAGAGAGAGACGGAGAGGAGGAGGAAGACGACGAGUGCAGAGGGAAGAUGCAGAGUCAAGCCGCCGGGCCCGGACAGAUGUAGUUUCAUCAGGGACUGCAGCAGCACAGGAGCAGGAGCAAGAACAUAUGUUUGACAACACACACACACACACACGUCUGACGACACAGUCUAGAAGCUGCUUCUUACCUCACGUCACCUCAUCACUUUUCCUCCGACGCUCCGUCAUCAGCAGACCCCUCCUCGCCCCGCGUUUCUCCCCCGAGUGGACUCGUCCGACUGACGGACAGGACUUUUUUAGAGGACCCUUCCUCUUCCUCACUGGAGCACUCAUCUUCGUCACCCUUAGCCUCUGGACUAGACGAGCACUCACCGCCCCACCACCUGAGAGGAUUGUUCUUUAACACUGGAGUCUUCAUCGUCACCAGAGUCUUCCUCAAUUGACUCUGUCUCAGCAGUGAGGUCUGGCUGACUAAACAAACACACACACACACACACACACACACACACCCUGCGGCUUUUCACAUCUCUCUGUUGGACAGAGAACACACACACUCACACACAUACACACACACACCUCCUAAGGAGUGGAGGUCGUUGUGCAGAGGUCAUCACCAGCCUCAUCUGAGAGGACUGAGUGAAAGCCCAGGAAGAGAGAGACAGAGAGAGGAGGAGAGAGAAGAGAAAAGGAAGGAGGGAGGACAGAGGGGGUGCAGUGCUCCUUUGAAGAAGAGAGAGAUCCUGUCUCUGUUCAGUUACACAAACAGAACCCCAGUUCUGUGUUCCAUCUCUGGAAGAACACCACAGUUCCGUGUUCCGUCAGGGGAAUAGAACUUCAGCUCUGGUUUCCCCCAUUUCUCUGUGCCUCAUGGGGAGUGUUCCCCAGCUGUGAGGAGUGAACUGUACACACACACACGCACACACACACACACACACACACAGCCUGUGUGGAGAAGAGCCGCUUUCUCUGUGGAGUGAAGCCAAACUCUCGUCACCAUGGGAGAGUGGACGAUUCUGGAGAGGCUGCUGGAGGCCGCUGUCCAGCAGCACUCUACUAUGAUCGGCAGAAUCCUGCUGACAGUGGUGGUCAUCUUCCGUAUCCUGAUCGUAGGCAUAGUGGGGGAGAAGGUGUAUGAGGACGAGCAGAUGAUGUUCAUAUGUAACACACUGCAGCCCGGCUGCAACCAGGCCUGCUACGACAAGGCCUUCCCCAUCUCGCACAUCCGCUACUGGGUCUUCCAGAUCAUUCUGGUGUGCACGCCCAGCCUGUGCUUCAUCACCUACUCCGUGCACCAGGCGGCAAAGCAGCGCGACCGCGCCUACACCCACCUCCAUGGGCCGUACAUCGACCACGGGCACGCGCCAGGCCGCAGCAAGCUGCAGCGCAUCAACGGCAUUCUGGUGCACUCGGGGGAGAAGGAUGACCACGAGGAGGGCAAGGACCUGCCCAAUGCGCCACGCGGCAUGGGGGGCACCGGCAAGGGCGGCAUUAAGGUGCGGCGGCUGGAGGGCGUGUCGCGCUUCUACGUCAUCCAGGUGGUGUUCCGGAACGUUCUAGAGAUCGGCUUCCUGGCGGGUCAGUACUUCCUGUACGGCUUCAACGUGCCAGCCAUGUUUGAGUGUGACCGCUAUCCGUGCGUGAAGGAGGUAGAGUGCUACGUGUCACGUCCGACGGAGAAGACGGUCUUCCUGGUGUUCAUGUUCGCCGUAAGCGGCAUCUGUGUGGUACUCAACCUGGCCGAGCUCAAUCACCUGGGCUGGCGCAAGGUCAAGACGGCGAUUAGGGGAGCGCAAGCCCGACGCAAGUCCAUCUGCGAGAUACGCAAGAAGGAUAUGUCGCACAUGUCGCAGGUGCCCAACCUGGGCCGAACGCAGUCCAGCGAGUCUGCCUACGUCUGACCCCCAGGGGUUAAAGGUCAGAGGUCAAGAUUAGUCUCUGACCCAUGAGUAGUAGCAUAGCCGAAUCAUUUGAUACCACGAGGAUAGGACUCGUUAUGAAGUGACAAAAAUACUAGAAUUUAUUCCGUUUUCAUACUUUAUUCAGAGGGACAGCAGGUGCAGGGUAGCAUAUCCGCACCUCUCAAUGGUCUCCCAAUCCCUUCACCAAACCACCUCAAGAAUUUUUUUUGAGUGGGAGGCAGGUAGGAAAAACUUUUCUGGACAGUCAAAAAUACACUGACACACACACACACACACACACACACACACACACACACACACACACACACACA